Vanderwaltozyma polyspora DSM 70294 is the source of this 486-nucleotide messenger RNA. RefSeq lists its product as uncharacterized. The annotation marks the transcript as partial. The record is from RefSeq and is a predicted model, not a curated record. NCBI's taxonomy places the organism in Eukaryota, Fungi, Ascomycota, Saccharomycetes, Saccharomycetales, Saccharomycetaceae. The transcript has a single exon.
AUGAGAGUAAGAAAGAGAACCUCGAGAAGAACCUCUACCCGUAUGAGGGAAGGUAUUAAGAAGAAGGCUGCUGCUCAAAAUAGAAAAGAAAAAAAAUUGGCCAAGAAAGACCCAACAUGGAAGUCUAGAGCCAAGAAGGACCCUGGUAUUCCAGCCAGUUUUCCUUAUAAGGCCAAGAUUUUAGAAGAGAUUGAAGCCAAGAAGUUGAAGGAUCUCGAAGAAAAGGAAUUAGCUAAACAACAAAGGAUGGAAGCCAAGAGAAGAGCACAAGAACUUGGGGAAUUAGAUAUGGAUGCUGACUUAGAAGAAGAGGAGGAUGCUGGUAAUGGUUUGACUGCAUUGAUGGAAUCAGCCCAACAGGCGGCUAUGGCUUACGAAGGCGAUAAUGGCCAGGCUUUUGGCACUGAAGGUGAUCUAGAUAUUGUUGAUCAUGACAUCGAUUUCUUUGCAGGAUCUGAAGAAGGUGACACUGAAUUAGAACAAUCA